GUGAAUGGUGUUGGUGUGAAUGAUGUUGAUGUGAAUGGUGUUGGUGUAAAUAGUGCUGAUGUAAAUGAUCUUGGUGUCCCAUUCAGCUAUCUUAAAAUCUCACUGGAUAAGACCAUCUGCUAAAUUACUAAAAUGUUAAAUUGUAAGCACAAACCUUAGCCCACAUUGCCCCCUUUGGAUACAUGCAGAAACAGCAGGCCUUUACUAUCCACAGGAAAUAACUCCGGACACGCUGUAGUCCUGACUAUUGCCUGACCUAGCCAGGACACGAAGGUUUACUCCUGGGAAACACGGUAGAAGGACUAAACAACAAACUAACCGAAACAAUUAUUCUGGAUUUUGUUUUAAUAGAAAUCCACUGUAUCUACUUAGGCUCUAACAGUAGGCUCUAACUAUCCAUGUUGGGAGGGACCACUGACCAACGGACAGAUAGAAUGUUCUCGAUGAAGAUCGAGUUUGGCGCCAGGACGCUUAAUAUGUGUAUCAGAGUGGGCUGAGGGUGUUUCAAUCGGGCGGUUCUGUCCAUUUGCCCCUUCCAGUGAAAGCGUGGUGUUGACUCGCCCCCUAGCCGUGGUCUGGGGUAGUGUGCGGCAGGAGCUCAGAUCAGACACUGUAGCUGAGAGGGAACAGCCCAACUCUCCACGGGCCACAACCGAGCUAGCCUCCCCUCUCUCCCCUAGCUUUGUCGGACUGUUCUCAAGUUCAAAAAACCCCAGGGGAUCUAACAAAUCUACAUCGAGGCGAAGUUUUCUUUUAUUUUCUUUGCCUGAUAGGCCAAUCUAAAAUACACGGACAGUGGCUUCGUUUAAAAUGAGUUUAUAGCGCUUGUUGAACGGCUUUUGUCUUGGUUGUGUUUGUGUUUUUUCCUCUACUCGGCCAUCCUCUGGUUCUUUAUUUGAGAAGACAUCUAACUCUAACCAAAAUGGACACGGGAGUAUCUCCCGUCUGCGCAAUAAUGCGGUUGUUCACAUAACGGAUAAAUAAGGGUAUCAUAGCUACUUAUAUUUUCUCCAGCUAACGGACCACAAAAGUUUUUUCAUGUUGGGGAUUUACCACUUAAACUUUUAAUCUGAACGCAUUAAAUAGGAGUGGAUGAUCUCGUAACAUGACAAGGAUAACGACAUAAUUUACUGCCUUUUUGUGGAGGAGAAAAAUCUUAAUUUUAUUAUUCAUUUCAUUUGGAUGACCUAGCCUGCUAAAACAAAACAAAAAUACAAAACGUAGCAUAUUUGCAUGAGAGUGUGGGCUGAACUCAACAUAUUAUGAAAAGUUUUUGCUGAAGUUUGGUGUGUUGGUUAAAAACAGACUAUGUCUGGAGUGGUACGAAGCCUGAGCCGCUGCCUGCUACCGGCGGAAGCCACCAGAGAGGCAGGCGGCAGCAAGGAAAGGAGCCGGGACAGGGAUGCGGUCCAGGAACGAGAGGCUCGUAGAAGGAGCCGGGAGAUCGAUGCCAUGCUUGCCCGGGAGAGGCGUGCUGUACGGCGGUUAGUGAAAAUCCUUCUUCUCGGCGCUGGAGAGAGUGGCAAGUCAACCUUCCUCAAACAAAUGAGGAUUAUUAACGGGAAAGAGUUUGACAAGAAAGCACUGCUGGACUUCCGGGACACAAUCUUUGAGAAUAUCAUAAAGGGGAUGCGGGUGUUGGUGGAUGCCCGGGACAAGCUGGGGAUUCCAUGGCAGAACUCGGAGAAUGAGAAGCACGGCAUGUUUGUGAUGUCUUUCGAUGGACGUGGCGGAGUGGCGGUGGAACCAAUAGAAUUCCAGCUGUAUGUCCUGGCGCUGGAUGCCCUGUGGAGGGAUUCAGGAAUACACGAGGCGUACACACGACGCAGCGAGUUUCAGCUGAGUGAGUCAGUAAAGUACUUCCUGGAUAACCUGGAUCGGAUUGGCCAGCUGAACUAUGUACCUAGUCGGCAGGAUAUUCUGUUUGCACGGAAGGCAACUAAAGGAAUUGUAGAACAUGACUUCGUCAUAAAGAAGAUUCCAUUUAAGAUGGUGGAUGUUGGAGGUCAGAGGUCACAGAGACAGAAAUGGUUCCAGUGCUUUGACGGGAUUACAUCUAUACUCUUCAUGGUCUCUUCCUCUGAAUAUGACCAGGUUCUGAUGGAGGACCGCCGGACCAACCGGCUGGUGGAGAGUAUGAAUAUCUUUGAGACCAUCGUGAACAACAAGCUCUUCCUUCACGUGUCCAUCAUUCUCUUCCUCAACAAGACGGACCUGCUUGUGGAAAAAAUACGCCAGGCAGACAUCUCUAAAUACUUCCCUGAGUACAGAGGAGACCCUGAACGCCUGGAGGAUGUACAGGCUUUCCUGGUGCAGUCCUUCAGUCGUAAACGACGUAACCGUGGGAAACCACUGUUCCAUCACUUCACCACGGCAAUAGACACGGAGAACAUUCGCUUUGUGUUCCAUGCUGUUAAAGACACCAUACUUCAGGAGAACCUGAAGGACAUCAUGCUGCAGUGACACAAAAACACUGCGCACACACACAGACAUUACACACUGUAACUACACACACUGCAUACACCUUACACACACACACA
Messenger RNA from Esox lucius (northern pike), 2540 nucleotides. RefSeq names its product guanine nucleotide binding protein (G protein) alpha 12a (gene gna12a). Gene Ontology annotation, biological process: adenylate cyclase-modulating G protein-coupled receptor signaling pathway; Rho protein signal transduction. Gene Ontology annotation, cellular component: heterotrimeric G-protein complex; brush border membrane. NCBI's taxonomy places the organism in Eukaryota, Metazoa, Chordata, Actinopteri, Esociformes, Esocidae. Gene Ontology annotation, molecular function: guanyl nucleotide binding; GTPase activity; G-protein beta/gamma-subunit complex binding. The record is from RefSeq and is a predicted model, not a curated record. The coding region runs from base 1309 to 2463 and encodes 384 amino acids. The transcript has 6 exons.